CGCCCAUCUGUUCUGUAGUAGACCACUGAGACUCAGCCCAUCUUUCAUCAAGGCUUUCUAUCCAUAUGCAAGAGCUUUUGACAUUAUUUCUGUAUCAAGCGGUGCUAUAUGAUGAACUGACACGGUGUUUGAUCGCUCUUUCAGCGUUGCGAGCGCUUACCGACGUUUCAAAAUCUCCUUAGAGCCUUGGCGAGUCUACAGUUGGGAAAGGUCUUUCCAAAGCGCUCAGUACAGGUCCUACACUUCAUCCAACCUGUCACUUGGUCUGCUCUGUAUUAAGGAACGAGCUAAUUAUGCUGUGUCCUUACUUUACAUUUUUAAUACCAGUAUGAUUCUCACACCCGCGCUAGCAAAUGCAGCCAAUUCGCUCCCAUCUUUGACCCAGCUCGAAAAUGUUUCCGGACUGACCGAGUGUACAUUAUAGGGCUAUGAUCAUGACCACGUUUCGUAGCUAGGCGAUCAUCCGCCAGCAGAACUCCGUUUACUCCCAUCUGCGGUUAUCCUACAAUUCCCAUCCCCAGACAAGGUGGCCACUUUUCCUAGGCAUUACCUGUGCUGCUCUGCGGUUUGUGACAUUCUAUUCCGGACCUGUCAUUUCUGUUCACACAAUCGACGGCUUACCAUCGGCGCCCUGUCCCUUUUUCACUAGCUUAUUACCCGCACAAGUUAUUCGCCUGGACACUGCGAUUCCCCUCUAUCUUCCACAGUCAUACCUGGGCUGCACUCCUUCUGCCUCUAUGCCUCCUCCCAAGAAGCCCGACCCACCCCAUAGGAUACAAUUCGCCACGAACAGUCUUCGUAACACUACGCUAGCCGUCGAUAAUGACAAGUUCUACUACGAGAUUGUUACUCGAUUCUGGCAUCCUCAUCUCACCAAAAUUAACAAAUUCGACUACGAGGCCCGUGUGGUGACCUGCGUCGCUGAGAUCGAGGCUCUUCCAAAGAAGGAGGUUAAAGUUCGCUUCAACACUGAUGAGAGUGAAGGGCCUUGGACAAAGGCAUCAGAGUUCAUCAAAUGCGAUGGGUCGAACGUCGGGGGAACGUUUGUUGCUGGUGAUGGUAUUGAGUAUCGAUGGAAAACGCAUAAAAGAUAUCUUCAACUUGUGAAAAGUGACGAUGAGGACAAAGUGCCCAUCGCAGAAUAUCACCCUUAUCGCCGUCACUUUUUCAUAUUCCGUAUGUCGCAAUACGCCUGGCUCGAAGUCAAACCAGAAGCCACUGCUGCACUGGAGAAAAUUAUAGUGAGCUACCUUCUCGUGGAAAGGCGUCGACGGCAGGCAAAGAUUCGAGUGAAACUGGAACACCAGUAAUGUCCCCAGUUCGUCAUUACGUUCCGCAACUAUACCCCACUCUGCAAAUACCUUGUAUUCUUGUCGUGGAAGUCAAGCCGAUUUAGCUAUCUAGACAGAGUUCGGCUCGCCAAGCUAUGUUGGAAUUUUCACAUCAAGGCCAGUGAGGCUGAUCGGUUAUAUGUUUUGUCAAGCUCUAAAAAUUGGCACGCACCUUAUCAUUCUUUUUAUAAUAUCUAUUUCGGCUUCACGUCUCAACGUUCUUUGCUUCUUAUGGUUCUAUCAUGCACAAUCAGUUUUUUUUUAUUACCCGAUCGGUCAUUUUUACUAGUCUCAUACAAUACCAGGUGUUCAUUACUUAGAUCAGAAUGAGUGCGGUGCGACUACUUAGCGGGGCAUGUAUCUUUGUGUGGAUCGCAAGUGGCCCUCACCUAAGUAUCAGAAUUAGGAGGCCCGACUGUGCUGUGAUGUUUUUAUUUAA
Messenger RNA from Serpula lacrymans var. lacrymans S7.9, 1770 nucleotides. RefSeq lists its product as uncharacterized. The transcript has 5 exons. Lineage: Eukaryota; Fungi; Basidiomycota; Agaricomycetes; Boletales; Serpulaceae. The record is from RefSeq and is a predicted model, not a curated record. The coding region runs from base 738 to 1310 and encodes 190 amino acids.